CUUGACUUCUUCUUGACUUGUUGCUGAACUUGGCUUACGACCAUCACAAAAAAUGUCUUCCUGCAAAGACCUGUCUUGCCGACCCAGCCCGUGUUAUCCUGACAUAUGCCCAGAUCCAUGUGUUGUUGCCCGCAAUGAGCCUUGUAUCACCUCGUGUGCAGAUUCAACAGCAGUGGUCUAUCCACCACCGGUUUCCGUGCUAUUCCCAGGACCAAUUCUCUCUUCUUCCCCUCAACACAGCGUAGUGGGAAGCACCUUACCAGCUCUACCCUACCGAGCUGGGGGCUCAUUUGGGGGUGGUGCUUUGGGUGGCCCAAUUGGUUAUGGUAGUGGCUAUGGGGGUGCUUUAGAGGGUGGUUAUGGUUAUGGGGGCUUAAGCAGUUAUGGAGGCUCAUAUGGUUAUGGGGGCUUAAGCGGUUAUGGAGGCUCAUAUGGCUAUGGUGGCUUAUGUGGUUAUGGUGCUGGAUACGGGGGUGGUUAUGGUGGCUUAUGUGGUUAUGGUGCUGGAUACGGGGGUGGCUAUGGUGGCUUAUGCGGGUAUGGGAGGAGAUAUGGUGGGAGGUGCUAUUCUUCCCGCCGUGGAAGUUGUGGCCCAUGUUAAACCCAGAAGAAAGAACCACGGAAGAGGAAACAACCAGGACAUGGAAGAGAAGAGAGAGAUUCACCAUUCAACUUAUGAAAAAUUAGAGCCUACAGCUCCACUCGAAAUCAGUGGGGGCUGUGGGUGUUCAUUGCCUAUAUAAUUCAGGGCUCUGUAUGUCUUCUUCUUGUUAUAUGUUACCUUUUCUUUAUGGUGUAGUGGUUUUGCAGUUUAGUCUUACGCUCAUAUUAUGCUUUGUCCUUUUUGAUGCUGAACAGUCUACCACAAGUGGCUUAAUCUCGUGGAAAAUGUGAGAUGAUUUACACACUGCGUGCCUGGCUGCAAGAUGGCAGAACAGAUUGUGUGACAUGCAUCACUCUGCAGCUGGUGAUGGGUUGUAGCUUUCUUUGUAACCCUGAAAAUACCAUUUCUGUACUCUGCAUUAAUUCAUUCUGUAAGUGCAAACUCUGACGUUCGUUCCCAUUAAAAAUGAUGCUGCAUCAUA
Chrysemys picta bellii (western painted turtle) is the source of this 1085-nucleotide messenger RNA. RefSeq names its product claw keratin-like. NCBI's taxonomy places the organism in Eukaryota, Metazoa, Chordata, Testudines, Emydidae. The record is from RefSeq and is a predicted model, not a curated record. Gene Ontology annotation, cellular component: intermediate filament. Gene Ontology annotation, molecular function: structural constituent of cytoskeleton.